AUGACUGAAGAACCACAGCUGGGCUCGAUCCAGCAGCGGAUCGCCGCUCUCAAGCAGGCCCAGUCGGCCGGAGGCACUGAACCGCCUCUUUUCCUCCGCCCGCCCACCGAGCGAAGCAGAUCGGCCAACAACCCUCCCUCCUACGACGUGGCCGGCUCCGUUCUGGACGGCGUAUCGAUCGGAAAUGAGCCUGCAGGCUUGCAGACACAACGGCCGGCCCCGCGGCCACCUCCCACGCCAUCGCCGAAGCCAGAGUUGAAACCCAAGAAAGCCCCACCGCCCUUGCCUACGCGCCGAUCAGAUCGCCGACCUCCCCCUCCGCCGCCCUCUCGCCCAGAGCUGCCGACGCGACCAGAUCCUCCAGCGCGACGACAGCCCCCGGUGUGUUCAGAAGCCCGCCCUUCAUUGCCGCCCCGUCGGCCCACGGAACCAUCGCGGAGACCUUCGCAGGAAUCGGUCUUGUCUGACGCGUCGCACUCGACAGCUGCUACUAGCAUUGGUCGUGGUGCUUCGACGACAUCUGUGAAUUCCAAUGGUACCGGCCGGAUCAAGGCCCCCGCAUGGGGUGAGACUGAUUUACCUGUGCUACCUCCUAGGCGGCCAAAGGAAGACCUCGUCGAUCUGCAACCGGCUGCGCGCUCCGAGUCCAAGCCAAGUGCUGGUGGAUUGACGGGUGGAUUGACGGGUGGAUUGACUGCGAAACUAUCAGCCUUGCGGGGCAAAAUUCCUGGAUCUUCGUCUUCGUCUUCCUCUACUCCGUCUCGUCCUAGCUUGGCUUCCCGUCCAUCGGCUAGAGAUCCAUCACCUGCCCCUCGACUUCCAUCGCGCCGGCCGUCUGGAGUUGAGACACAGCCAGAUAGAACGGAUGAGGAUGCAGAAGAAUUCAGACCCAGGCUGCCGGCCCGUCCGUUGCCUCCACCAUCAACCGCAAACAAUCUUCCGGAUCCUCGAAUAUUAGGGUUUGGUGGACUGAACAAAAGCCCUAAUAUUCCUCGAAGGCCGAGCAGCACCCCAGCUGAGAACGGAGCCUCCAAUGGACUGCCGCCGCCGGUGCCGACUGGAUCUCGUCCUGAUCUUUCCCAGCUGAAUACAACUAAGCCUCGCUUUCAUGGUUCUGUUCCCGGUGCCACUGCACCUGCUGGAAACCCAAGCACAGAAUGUCUGGUGUGCCGAGACUUCUCUGGUCCGGAUACUCGGGCGGCUCAGUAUCCGCGCGCAUCACUUCCGACUCAAGAUCUGGGCUGGCUGGCGAACGAGCUAACUGCACCAUUCCCAUCCUUGACCGACAAGGCAAGAGUUAUCUUCACGUGGCUGCACCACAACAUCCAAUACGAUGUAGUCGCCUUCUUUAAUGAGAAUAUCAAGCCAUCAACACCAGCCAGCACAUUAGCCACCGGAUUGGCAGUGUGCGAGGGUUACGCGGGUCUUUUCGCAGCAUUAGCCACGAAGGCAGGGCUUGAAGCCAUCGUGGUCUCAGGCCACGGCAAGGGAUAUGGUCACUCGGACCUCGCCCCAGGUCAACCCGUACCACCAUACAAUGCCGGCCAUGCUUGGAAUGCAGUCAAGAUUGAUGGGGGUCAGUGGAAGUUGAUUGACGCAUGCUGGGGUGCCGGUGCCGUCAAUGGCCGUGGGCAGCCAUAUAUUCAGCGUUUCGAGCCAGCCAUGUUCACCAUCUCAAACGAAGAGUUCGGCCUAAAACACUUCCCCGGGAAUAGAGACCACUUCUUCCGCAAUGACAGGCGCCAAAUUAGCUGGGAGGAAUAUAUCACUACGAACGCGGACAUGCCGUCCGGCCUCAAGCCGAUGCAAAUCUAUAAUGAUGCCGACAAGCACAGCAUUGGCCGGAAGACCCUCUACCCGGCCGGUGGCAAUAUCUCCAUCUACAACACCCCCGGCCCUAUCCGUUUUCAAUUUGGACUGCUAUGCGAACACUGGACUCUCCUCAGGCACAGCCGCCAAAAGCCCGGCCUCUUCCUCCUCAUGAUCCACGGUGUGGAUGGCCGCGAAGAAGAUCGUCUUCCUUUCAAACAUGUCCCCGGGUCUGGCCCCGGAGGCGGCGGCGAGAUGUGGUAUGUAGAUGUUCCAGACGCCCGUCAGCUCGGCGCCCCGGGCCAGAAGGUGCAAAUUGCUGUUUUGACAACCCUUGGCGACCGUCAUGACUGCCGUGGUGUUACUGCCCAGGAGUAUCAGUCGCAGGUGGGCCGAGUAGGGAUGUCUUGGGCGUAUAUUGCAGAGUGGGUGUUGGGACGGUAG
Messenger RNA from Penicillium canariense, 2253 nucleotides. RefSeq lists its product as uncharacterized. Bases 1 to 2253 code for a protein of 750 amino acids. The record is from RefSeq and is a predicted model, not a curated record. Lineage: Eukaryota; Fungi; Ascomycota; Eurotiomycetes; Eurotiales; Aspergillaceae. The transcript has a single exon.